Perca fluviatilis (European perch) is the source of this 2996-nucleotide messenger RNA. RefSeq names its product enoyl-CoA, hydratase/3-hydroxyacyl CoA dehydrogenase (gene ehhadh). Gene Ontology annotation, biological process: fatty acid beta-oxidation. NCBI's taxonomy places the organism in Eukaryota, Metazoa, Chordata, Actinopteri, Perciformes, Percidae. The record is from RefSeq and is a predicted model, not a curated record. Gene Ontology annotation, molecular function: NAD+ binding; (3S)-3-hydroxyacyl-CoA dehydrogenase (NAD+) activity. Gene Ontology annotation, cellular component: peroxisome. The transcript has 8 exons. Bases 91 to 2268 code for a protein of 725 amino acids.
GGGUCCAGAUGGGGGCGAUAAUGCUCCGAGUCGUUGCCAUCAACCCGCAGUAAAAGAGGUGACGAAGAAGACCGCUUUGUAAAAGCAUGGAUGUGUGAUAAAGGCUCGAUGGCUCAAUAUACUCGUGUUUCGGGGUUCGUUGGCUUGAUUACUCUUCAGAAUCCGCCUGUCAACGCACUAAGUGCAGCAGUGAGGCAGGGCAUUGUUGACAUGGUGGAGAGAGCACUCAGUGACCCAAUUGUGAAGUCUGUGGUCAUCUGUGGCCAGAAUGGAAACUUCUGUGGAGGGGCUGACAUCAAGGAGUUUGGGACAAACAUGUCUGGUCCUCCAUUGGUACCAAUGAUCGACGCCAUCGAGGCUGCGAACAAGCCGGUGGUGGCAGCCAUAGAGGGAAGCGCUUUAGGCGGAGGCCUUGAGUUGGCACUUGGCUGUCAUUAUCGAAUCGCACACUCUAAAGCCAGACUGGGGCUUCCAGAGGUGACUCUGGGUCUGCUGCCAGCUGCAGGGGGAACCCAGCGUCUGCCAAGGCUCGUUGGGGUCCCAGCUGCCUUAAACCUCAUCACCACAGGCCGCCAUGUGACUGCCGCUCAGGCACUUCAACUUGGCAUAGUGGAUCAGGUUACUGAUCACAACGCUGUGGAUGUCGCUGUGACGUUUUCUCUGAGUGUUGCAGGUCAGUCACUGGAUGCUCGUCGUAUAAGUACUUAUCUGUGUCCACUUCCGUCUGAUUUCGAUGCUCUGUUUGAGGGUGUGAUGCAGAAGGUGCGUCAGAGUGCCCGUGGAGCUAUAGCACCAGUUGCAUGUGUCCAGGCAGUGCGGGCGGCCGCCACCCUGCCGUAUACUAAGGGCAUGGAGCGAGAGCAAGAGUUGAUGGCCACUCUCUUCACUUCAGGCCAGGCCCGUGCCCAGCAGUACUGUUUCUUUGCUCAGAGAGCUGUUGGCAGGUGGAGGAUGCCCAGUGGAGCCCGCUGGGAGACCAGCAAGCCUAGGCCCGUACAUAAAGCAGCUGUCAUCGGUCUUGGCACCAUGGGGAGAGGCAUAACAGUGGCCCUGGCUCAGACAGGUUUGUCUGUGGUCGCCGUGGAGACCCAGGAGAAGCAGUUGAUGGAGGCAAAGCAGGCAGUAUCUGGCAUGUUGGAGCGAGGAGCUAAGCGACAUGGGGUUGUUCCUACGCUUGAUAGGAUCAGUUACAGCCAAAACAUCCAGGCCAUAGCAGAAGUCGACCUGGUCAUCGAGGCUGUGUUUGAGGACAUGGCCCUCAAGACUGAAGUCUUCCAGCAGCUGUCUGCAGUUUGUAAACCAGGCACUUUGCUGUGCACCAACACUUCUGCACUAGAUGUGGACAAACUGGCCUCUGAAACGCCCAACCCGGAGCUGGUGGUCGGGAUGCACUUCUUUGCACCAGCCCAUGUCAUGAAGCUGCUGGAGGUGGUGUAUGGGCCACGGUCUUCUCCUCAAGCUGUGGCCACAGCCAUGCAACUGGGAAAGAAAAUGGGCAAAGUCAGCGUGGCAGUUGGCAACUGCCGGGGCUUUGUGGGGAACCGCAUGCUGAUGCCAUACCUCCAACAAGCUUUCUUCCUGUUGGAGGAGGGAGCUACACCUGAGUUGGUAGAUCAAGCGCUGGAAGAGUUUGGUUUUCCCAUGGGUGUGUUCAGAAUGUCCGAUCUCUCUGGGCUAGACAUAGGCUGGAGAGUCAGGAAGAGAGACGAGCUGGUGGAGCCUGACAUGGCAUCAGGGAAAUCAGCUAGAAUCCGACAAGGCAGCAGGUACAGCCCCCUGGGAGACUUGCUUUGUGAGCAGGGACGGUUUGGCCAAAAAACAGGCCGGGGCUGGUACCAGUAUGACAAACCCGGCAGUCGGGUUGCCAGGUCUGACCCCUGGCUGCACAGCUUUCUGGUGGAGUACCGAGCCCGGCAUGGCCUAGUGCCACGCAGCAUAGACCACCAGGAGGUGCUGGAACGCUGCCUCUAUGCCCUGAUCAACGAGGGCUUCCGCAUCCUGGAGGAUGGAAUUGCUGCAGGACCCGAAGACAUCGAUGUCAUCUAUGUGUUCGGCUACGGCUGGCCCAGGCACCGUGGAGGUCCCAUGUUCUACGCCGGCAUGGUGGGGCUGGCAAAGGUCCUGGAAAGGCUGGAGCACUACCAGCAGGCCCACCCUGAUGUGCCCUAUCUGCAGCCCUGCAGCCUCCUCAGGAGGCUCGUGGCCGGUGGCAGCCCACCUAUCCACAGGUGGAGGGAAGUCAUCAAGAAACACCAAAGCCAGCUUUAAAUUUCAAGUAUAUCAGCUUUAAUCUCUUUAUUCACUUUAAUAAUGAGUCUUAUACUUUAAUUAAAAGAAAAUGGACUGCGCUUAUAUUGCGCUGUAUAAUAAUGCUGAUUUUUUUUUAUGUAUGUUGUGAUUAUGGAUGAUAUUGUAAGAGGCUGUUGUGCAUUUUGUAAUUAAUUAUCAUAGUGUCUCUGGAUGUUGGCGUACAGUACACUGAGUUACCGUGCAUUAGGUACACAUAAACAGUGUAAUGCAAUUCAAUACGACAAUAGAUCCUAUAUUUGUGAAGCUUAUAGAGUUUUUGUUGACACUGUAUCAGGGAUGUUGAUUCAACUUGCAAUACUGUAUCAAUUGUAUAAUUUUUUCUAAUAUUUUGUCUUCCUGGUGUAUAUAAGUGGCCGGUAGUCAAAAUACUAUUCUAUCUAGCGAAUUACAUUGUAAAGAUGUAUCCAAUAAAAUGGUAAUUCAGUUUAGUGCAGAGUUAAAAAGAAAAACGUACUGAAAUAAUGAUGUGAAUAACUCACUUUGUAAGAACAGAUUUUUUUAAAUGCUCCAAAAUGUAAUAAAUCACACUUAGAAUUGCAACAUCUGUAUGCAAAAGAGAUGCUUUCACUGAUUUUCCUAUAUUUCCUAUUCAUAUGUUUAAUAAAUAUUGGUACUUUUUUUUACUGUAUGUACAAAAUGUCAACAUGGAUCAGCUAAUACCUCAAUAAAGAUCUGUUAAAAACUCA